Pseudophryne corroboree (corroboree frog) is the source of this 9691-nucleotide messenger RNA. It is a transcript of the gene AMZ2, whose product is annotated as archaelysin family metallopeptidase 2. NCBI's taxonomy places the organism in Eukaryota, Metazoa, Chordata, Amphibia, Anura, Myobatrachidae. The transcript has 7 exons. Gene Ontology annotation, molecular function: metallopeptidase activity. Bases 119 to 1186 code for a protein of 355 amino acids. Gene Ontology annotation, biological process: proteolysis. The record is from RefSeq and is a predicted model, not a curated record.
CUGAAAACAUUGAUCACUUCCUGCUGUAAGGGAUCGUCUAAUAAUAACUUGGCUACAUUGUUGUAGCAGAUUAUUACGACAUAUGAAUCGGUUUUAAAGAGGCUGAAUCUUAUUACUGAUGCAGGUGCUCAGACAUCCACCAGAUACACUACGCCAUGCCCUCAUCUCCGAGGACCCCAUGCUGUUGGAGCUAUAUGAGCAGUAUAGUACUGCAGAGAAGAAACUGCUCAGUGAAGCUUAUAAUCCGGUCAGCGCCCUCUUCAGGCCAGUGACAAUCCACUCCCCAUCAGACUGGAUCCCAUCACAUCCUGAGCCUUCUGAAACCUUCCAGGAGUUUUAUCAGAAACCAAACCGACAUAUACCCAAUGCUGAGAAGAAAACCAUUUAUGUGCAGACUAUAGGUCAGUUUGGAGACUCAGACAGACUCACUCGGGAAUACAUUGGGUGGCUGAAAGGUUACUGCCAGGCAUUCUUUUAUGGUUUGCCUGUAAAAGUCCGGGGCCCUGUCCGCAUCGCAGACACAGGCUGCGCUUUUCGAGUCAAUGAUUCAACUCACAAUCUGCAGAUUCAUGCAGGAGACUUACUGAAAUAUCUGAAGACGAUAAAGCCAGCAGAUGCAUUCUGUAUUGUUGGAGCUACCAUGGUGGACCUGUAUCCUCGAGACUCCUGGAACUUUGUGUUUGGCACAGCAUCUCUGACAGAGGGAAUAGGGGUAUUUAGUUUUGCUCGUUAUGAUGAGGAUUUUUACAGUCUCCGCUACAAAGGCAGGAUAAAAGGGAAGAGACCAGCACAGGGGGAUUAUUCAGUGUUUGAAGGAUAUUAUACUCCAUUGAUCACAGGCUCGCUCCUCCUCCGUUCCUGCAAGACACUUACACAUGAGAUUGGGCACAUGUUCGGUCUUCGUCAUUGCCAAUGGUUGCAGUGUGUGAUGCAGGGGUCCAACCACCUUGAAGAGUCUGACCGGAGACCCCUGGACCUCUGCCCCAUCUGUCUACGCAAGCUGCAGUCCGCCAUCGGGUUUAACAUUGCAGAGAGAUACAAUUCUCUGCUCCAAUGGACUGAAGAGGAAGAAAGUAAUUCAGACACUGGGACCCAUGAUGAAGACCAGCAUAGAAUCCCUAAACCCGUGGAUCAGUUUCAGGAGCACAGAGCAUGGAUCACAAGGUGUUUGUCUCUCUUGACAUAAAAAGGCCAUCGCUGAUGCAUGUACUGAUAAAAAUGAUUACGCACAAUAUUCUGCUCUCAUGGCUGUAUUACCAUACUUGGACAAGAACUAAGCAUUGUAGAGUGACUGACCUGUGUACUAAUGACCCUGGAACGUUAACAAGCAACAACCAUGACAUAUUUACAUUUAUCCAAAAUCCAGUUUGGGACUAUUCACAUAUCUUAUUGAACAAUAUAAUUCUUUAUUCAACUCAUUUAAACAAUAACAAAAGGUAUCAUAAAGCAAAUAAAUAAGAUUUUAAACCUACCAGUAAAUCUUUUUCUCCUAGUCCGUAGAGGAUGCUGGGGACUCCGUAAGGACCAUGGGGUAUAGACGUGCUCCGCAGGAGAUAUGGGCACUAUAAAGAACUUUAGAAUGGGUGUGCACACCAUCCACACCGUAUAACCUGGAAUAUACGCAACCAGUUAACAGUAUGAACAAAAAACAGUAUCAGCUAAAGACUGAUCUCAACUGUAACAUAACCCUUAUGGAAGCAACAACUAUAUACAAGCCUUGCAGAUUUUGUCCGCACUGGGACGGGCGCCCAGCAACCUCUACGGACUAGGAGAAAAAGAUUUACCGGUAGGUUUAAAAUCUUAUUUUCUCUUACGUCCUAGAGGAUGCUGGGGACUCCGUAAGGACCAUGGGGUUUAUACCAAAGCUCCAGACCGGGCGGGAGAGUGCGGACGACUCUGCAGCAUCGACUGAGCAAACGCAAGGUCCUCAUCAGCCAGGGUAUCAAACUUAUAGAACUUUGCAAAAAAGGUGUUUGAACCUGACCAGGUAGCUGCUCGGCAAAGCUGUAAAGCCGAGACGUCUCGGGCAACCGCCCAAGAAGAGGCUACCUUCCUAGUGGAAUGGGCCUUUACUGAAUUUGUUAACGGCAAACCCGCCGUAGAAUGAGCCUGCUGAAUCGUGUUACAGAUCCAGCGAGCAAUAGUCUGCUUCGAAGCAGGAGCGCCAACUUUGUUGGCUGCAUACAGGACAAACAGUGCUUCUGUUUUCAUAACCCGAGCCGUCCUGGCUACAUAGAUUUUUAAGGCCCUGACUACAUCCAGGGACUUGGAAUCCUCCAAGUCACCCGUAGCCACAGGCACCACAAUAGGUUGGUUCAUAUGAAAUGAAGAAACCACCUUAGGCAAAAAUUGAGGAUGAGUCCUCAACUCUGCUCUAUCCACAUGGAAGGUCAAAUAGGGGCUCUUGUUAAACAAGGCCGCCAAUUCGGACACCCGCCUUGCAGAUGCCAAGGCCAACAACAUGACCUCCUUCCAAGUGAGAAAUUUAAAUUCAACCGGUUGAAGAGGUUCAAACCAGUGAGACUUCAGGAACCACAACACCACGUUAAGGUCCUAAGGUGCCACUGGGGGCACAAAAGGAGGCUGGAUGUGCAGCACUCCCUUUACAAUAGUCUGGACUUCUGGGAGAGAAGCCAAUUCCUUCUGAAAGAAAAUAGACAGGGCCGAAAUCUGUACCUUAAUGGAGCCUAAUUUUAGGCCCAUAUCCACUCCUGUCUGUAGAAAGUGGAGAAAACGGCCCAGAUGGAAAUCUUCCAUAGGAGCAUUCUUGGCUUCACACCAAGAAACAUAUUUCCUCCAGAUACGGUGAUAAUGUUUUGCCGUUACCUCCUUCCUAGCCUUUAUUCAAGGGCCCUCAUUCCGAGUUGAUCGCUCGCAAGGCGAAUUUAGCAGAGUUGCUCACGCUAAGCCUACGCCUACUGGGAGUGUAUCUUAGCUUCUUAAAAUUGCGACCGAUGUAUUCGCAAUAUUGCGAUUACAAACUACUUAGCAGUUUCAGAGUAGCUUCAGACUUACUCGGCAUCUGCGAUCAGUUCAGUGCUUGUCGUUCCUGGUUUGACGUCACAAACACACCCAGCGUUCGCCCAGACACUCCCCCGUUUCCCCGGCCACUCCUGCGUUUUUUCCGGAAACGGUAGCGUUUUUUCCCGCACGCCCAUAAAACGGCCUGUUUCCGCCCAGUAACACCCAUUUCCUGUCAAUCACAUUACGAUCGCCGGAGCGAUGAAAAAGCCGUGAGUAAAAAUACUAUCUCCAUUGUAAAAUUACUUGGCGCAGUCGCAGUGCGAUUAUUGCGCAUGCGUACUAAGCGGAAUUUCACUGCGAUGCGAUGAAAAAUACCGAGCGAACGACUCGGAAUGAGGGCCAAGAGUAGGGAUGACUUCCUCCGGAAUACCUUUCCCAGCUAGGAUUCGGUGUUCAACCGCCAUGCCGUCAAACGUAACCGCGGUAAGUCUUGGAACACGCAGGGCCCCUGUUGUAACAGGUCCUCCCUGAGAGGAAGAGGCCAUGGAUCUUCUGUGAGCAUCUCCUGAAGAUCUGAAUACCAGGCCCUUCGAGGCCAAUCUGGAACAAUGAGGAUUGUUUUCACUCUUUUUUGUCUUAUGAUUCUCAAUAUUUUUGAGAUGAGAGGAAGAGGGGGGAACACAUAGACCAACUGAAACACCCAAGGUGUCACCAGGGCAUCUACCGCUACUGCCUGAGGGUCCCUUGACCUGGCACAAUACCUCCGAAGCUUCUUGUUGAGGCGUGACGCCAUCAUGUCUAUGUGAGGAAUUCCCCAAAGACUUGUUAUCUCUGUAAAAACGUCUUGAUGAAGUCCCCACUCUCCUGGAUGGAGAUCGUGUCUGCUGAGGAAGUCUGCUUCCCAGUUGUCCACUCCCGGAAUGAAGACCGCUGACAGAGCGCUUACGUGAUUUUCCGCCCAGCGAAGAAUCCUGGUGGCUUCCGCCAUUGCCACUCUGCUCCUUGUCCCGCCUUCGCGGUUUACAUGAGCCACGGCUGUGACGUUGUCUGAUUGAAUCAGAACCGGUAGGUCGCGAAGAAGAUUCUCCGCUUGUCAUAGGCCGUUGUAUAUGGCCCUCAAUUCCGUUGAUGUGUAGACAAGCCUCCUGGCUUGACAUAGUCCCUGAAAAUUUCUUCCUUGUGUGACUGCUCCCCAUCCUCAGAGGCUUGCGUCCGUGGUCACCAGAACCCAGUCUUGAAUGCCGAACCUGCGACCUUCUAGAAGGUGAGCACUUUGCAGUCACCACAGGAGAGACACCCUGGCCCGGGGGGACAGGCUUAUCUUCUGAUGUAUUAGUAGAUGGGACCCUGACCACUUGUCCAGGAGGUCCCACUGAAACGUCCAUGCAUGAAACCUGCCGAAGGGGAUGGCCUCGUAGGCUGCCACCAUUUUCCCCAGAACUCGAGUGCAUUGAUGAACAGACACUCUUUUUGGUUUUAGCAAGUCUCUGACUAUUGUUCUGGAGGUCUUGGGCUUUUUCUAUCGGGAGAAAAACCCUCUUCUGUUCCGUGUCCAGAAUCAUGCCUAGGAAUGAUAGUCGAGUCGUUGGAAUCAAUUGUGACUUUGGCAGAUUGAGAAUCCAACUGUGUUGUUGUAGCACUCCCAGGGAGAGCGACACGCUCUUCUGCAAUUGAUCUCUUGAUCUUGCUUUUAUCAGGAGAUCGUCCAAGUAUGGGAUAAUUGUGACUCCCUGCCUGCGCAGGUGCACCAUCAUCUCCGCCAUCACCUUGGUGAAAAUCCUCGGGGCCGUGGAAAUCCCAAACGGCAACGUCUGAAACUGGUAAUGACAGUCCCGUACAGCGAAUCUCCGGUACGCCUGAUGAGGAGGAUAUAUGGGGACAUGAAGGUAUGCUUCCUUUAUGUCGAGUGACACCAUAAAAUCCCCCCCUUCCAGACUGGAGAUCACAGCUCGGAGCGAUUCCAUCUUGAAUUUGAACUUUUUCAAGUACAGGUUUAGGGAUUUUAGAUUUAAAAUGGGUCUGACCGAACCAUCUGGCUUCGGGACCACGAACAGGGUCAAAUAGUACCCUUACCCCUGUUGGACUAGGGGAACCUUGACAAUCACUUGCUGUUGACACAGCUUUUGAAUUGCAGCUAACACUACUUCCCUCUCUGGGGAAGAAGCUGGCAAGGCCGACUUGAAAAAUCGGCGAGCGGGCACCUCUUCGAAUUCCAGUUUGUAGCCUUGGGAUACAAUAUCCAUCGCCCAAGGAUGCACGUCUGACAGAACCCAGACCUGGCUGAAGAGUCGAAGAUGUGCCCCCACCGGUGCGGACUCCCUCAGUGUAGCCCCAGUGUCAUGCGGUGGAUUUAGUAGAAGCCGGGGAGGACUUCUGCUCCUGGAAACUAGCUGGAGCAGGUGCUCUCUUUCCUCUACCCUUACCUCUGGCGAGGAAAGAUGAGCCCCAACCUCUUCUGGACUUAUGCGACCGAAAGGACUGCAUCUGAUAUUGUGGAGUUUUCUUUUGCUGUGGGGGAACAAAAGGCAAAAAGGUAGAUUUACCCGCGGUAGCUGUGGCAACCAGGUCCGCGAGACCUUCCACAAAUAAAACUUCACCUUUGUAUGGCAAAACCUCCAUAUGCUUCUUUGAGUCGGCAUCACCCGUCCAUUGGCGGGUCCACAGGGCUCGCCUAGCAGAAAUCGCCAUGGCGUUGGCUCUCGAACCCAGCAGCCCAACGUCUCUUUGAGCGUCCCUCAUAUAUAAGACUGCGUCUUUAAUGUGGCCUAAGGUCAAUAAAAUGGUAUCCCUGUCUAGGGUAUCAAGGUCAGCUGACAAGGUAUCUGUCCAACCUGCAACUGCACUACACACCCAUGCCGAUGCUAUUGCCGGUCUGAGCAAAGCACCUGUAUGCGCAUAAAUAGACUUUAAAGUAGUUUCCUGUCUGCGAACAGCAGGAUCCUUGAGGGCUGCCGUGUCCGGAGACGGUAGCGCCACCUUCUUGGAUAGGCGUGUUAAAGCCUUGUCCACCCUGGGUGAGGAUUCCCAACGUACCCUGUCCUGUGCAGGGAAAGGAUACGCCAUAAGAAUCCUUUUGGGAAUCUGCAGUUUUUUAUCAGGAGUUUCCCAAGCUUUUUCAAAUAACUCGUUAAGAUCAUGGGAUGGGGGAAAGGUUACCUCAGGUUUCUUUUCCUUAUACAUGCGCACCCUCGUGUCAGGGACCGAGGGGUCAUCUGUGAUAUGCAAAACAUCUUUUAUUGCAAUAAUCAUAUAAUGAAUUCUUUUGGCCACCCUUGGGUGUAACCUCGCAUCAUCGUAGUCGACACUGGAGUCAGAAUCCGUGUCGGUAUCAGUGUCUGCUAUUUGGGAUAGGGGACGUUUUUGAGACCCAGAAGGGCCUGGUGACCCAGUCGAAGCGGUGGAUUGACUCCCAGCUUUUUCUCUGGACUCUGCUUUGUCCAAUCUCUUAUGUAAUAAGGUCACAUUUGCAUUUAAAACAUUCCACAUGUCCAUCCAAUCAUGAGUCGGCGUUGCCUACUGAGACACCACAAUCAUCUGCUCCACCUCCUCCUUAGCUGAGUCUUCCGCAUCAGACAUGCCGACACACUCGUACCGACACCCCCACACACACAGGGAUAUAGUUAUAAGGAGACAGUUACCCAAUAAGGCCCUUUGGAGAGACAGAGAGAGAGUAUGCCAGCACACACCCAGCGCCAACUGACACUGGAAAAUAAUCUCCCAGAUAAUAGCGCUUUUAUCUUAAUCACUGUGUUAAUACACUCACUGCGCCUUACAAGUGCCCCCCCCCCCUCCUCUUUUCAGCCCUGUGUCAUCGUGUUCAGCAGGGGAGAGACCGGGGAUCCAGCUUCUCUGCAGAUCUCUGUGGAGAAAAUUGUGCUGGUUAGUGCUGAGGGUCCAAGCUCCGCCCCCUCCAGCGGCGGGCUUCGGUCCCGCUCAAAAUAUCACAAAACUAGCGGGGGAUUUAUAGAAUUACUGCCUCCGCAGUGUCUAACCUUAUAAUGCCAGAAUUAGAGGUUUUUAUUGCUGCCCAGGGCGCCCCCCCUGCGCCCUGCACCCAUCAGCUAGUGUGUGUAGUGUGUGGGAGCAAUGGCGCGCAGCGUUAACGCUGCGCGCUUACCUCAGUGAAGAUCUGAAGUCUUCUGCCGCCUUGAAGUCUUAUUUUCUUUUUAUACUCACCCGGCUUCUAUCUUCCGGCUCUGCGAGGAGGACGGCGGCGCGGCUCUGGGACGAACAGCGAGGGGAGACCUGCGUUCCGACUCCCUCUGGAGCUAAUGGUGUCCAGUAGCCUAAGAAGCAGAGCCUAUCACUUAAGUAGGUCUGCUUCUCUCUCCUCAGUCACACAAUGCAGGGAGCCUGUUGCCAGCAGUGCUCCCUGAAAAUAAAAAACCUAACAAAAUUCUUUAUCAGAGAAACUCAGGAGAGCUCCCCUGUAAUGCACCCAAUCUCCUCUGGGCACAGGAUCUAACUGAGGUCUGGAGGAGGGGCAUAGAGGGAGGAGCCAGUGCAUUCUAAAGUUCUUUAUAGUGCCCAUAUCUCCUGCGGAGCCCAUCUAUACCCCAUGGUCCUUACGGAGUCCCCAGCAUCCUCUAGGACGUUAGAGAAAAGGGAAAUAUAUGUGCAAUAAAUAUUUAAGAAUUCUAGUUGUCAAGUACUUUUUAUUUUCUUUCAGCCUAGGUGGACACUGGAAAAAUGGGGAUAUGGUGGUUCAGUAGUCUCCAGGCACCAAGAAGUUAAACUUGUUGCAGAGUGCAGUUGAGGCUCCUCCUCCCCUAUACCCCACCUACUUAGCCAGGAACCAGUUUUUCUUGGUGCCUGAUAGGAAAGGACGCCUUUUGAAUUUUCUUUUCUUGUUGCUACAUGAGCCUGUCAGUGACGGCCAGUCCGGCGCUACCGCUGACCGCACCAACACCCUUUUCUAGCGGCCGGUGUGCGGAUCUCAUGGUCAGUCACACCGGCCCCUCCUGGCACUCGAGGAAUCGCAAGCCAGACACUGGGGGCAGGUAAGCAACUUCCCGCGGCAACCACCGCCUGUAGGGGGACAGUCUCUGGGUCCUGGCAGCGCUGCUCAGUCCUUAGUAAGACACCGCUAAAUCCACCACCCUACCUAUUCCAGGCGUGACUUCUCUUAAAGACCCUACUGAUAAGAAGCUUGAACAGUUUCUCUAAUGCUGGUGUGACUAUUCGUCCUGUGUUUACUUUGGCUUGGAUAUCCAAGACCAUUGGCAGCUGGGUGGACUUCUUGGAUGAAGUCCAUCGAUCUGGGACACAUCAUUUAAACCUGCUGUCCAUCGUGGAUAACAUUAUUAGGUAAAGCAGCCCUAGACUCCAGGACUUUUGCCUCAAAAUUUUGGCUUCCUGUGUGGAAGCUAGAAUGGCCUUAUGGCUUCGUUCUUGAUGAGCCACUAAUUAAUCCAAAAAAGGCUUUAGAGGCCUUACCCUUUUCAGGUGAGGUUCUUUUUGGUCAAGAAGUGAACAAGAUUGUGGCUGCCUAUAAGAAGGCUUUCCUACCCUCUGCAGCGCCAAAGCCAAAACAGACUUCCUUUUAUCCACAAGACAAAGCGAGAGGACAGGUCUCUUCUAAAGUACAGGGUUCUGCUAAGAACACUAGGUCCAAAUGGUCAAUAUGCAUGGUUUGGUCACCGCCAGGUCCCCAAGCCAGCUGACAGGCCUGCGGCAUGACAAUCCAGGUCCCCACAUGGUCUCUUGGGUGAGUGGUCGCCUACUGCAGUUAGCCUACGUUUGGCUAAGGACCAAAUCUGACGACUGUCCGUAGCCUAUCACUGAAGAAGCCCCCCAAAGUCUGGAUCUGUUAUGGAGGGCUAGCACAUAUCUAACGGCCCCCCUCAUUAGCACCAAACCCAUCUAUGGAUUCCAGGUACCUUUUUCAUUUCACUUCCACUCUAGAUACUGUGGGUCUCCCAUAACAAUUGUCUGCAAUAUAUGUACCUACAAACAUAUCCACUAAACUUAUUCUGUGGAUACCUCUACCACUAGGGAUCACUAACCCAGAGUAUAAUGCAUAUUACACACUCUGAGGCAUGUUCACUCCACACGAUCCUCAUAAAGUUACAGACAGGCACAGUCAUUGUGUAUAUUUUCGCUGAUAGUGGUCUGCAAUGUUAUUGUAACAGACACACUUCUGUGAGAAGAUCACAACAGCAGAUGUCUAAUUUCCUACACUAUAUAUCCCUGUGACACACUUCAGCAGUCAUACUCACAUAUCAGUCACUGUUUUGCACAUAAUACGUAGCAGUCUACAGUGUACGGCCAAUGGGAUAACUUACUAUAUCUGCAUAUCUGAUCUCUAUACUUAACCUUCUUUGUGUGUAGUACCCACAUACUUAUGGUUUACACAUAUUGUUUAUGAAUACAGCCACACUACAUGGAAAUAAUACGGUAUGCGUUUGAGACUCUUUAUGCAUAUAUGCUUGAGGAAUUGACAUGAAUAUAUACAGUACAUACAUACUAUCUUGUGGUGUUUUCUCUAUAUAUGAAUAUUGUAUGGGUACAUAUACACACACUACAUGAAUGCACAAAUAUCUAUGGAAAGCAGCCAUAUUAGUAUGAUGAAUUAUCAUAUUGUGUACCUGAAUACAAUCCACUUAAAAGGGCUACUAUCACCUUGGUGCUGAAUUUCAUAUUAAAUUUAGGAAGUCACCUACAGAUAUUAUACCAAAAAUGAGUUUUAUGGUAAGAACUUACCUUUGUUAAAACUCUUUCUGCGAGG